Molecule: messenger RNA, 636 nt
Organism: Acaulospora morrowiae
Lineage: Eukaryota; Fungi; Glomeromycota; Glomeromycetes; Diversisporales; Acaulosporaceae
Source: the annotation of a GenBank genome assembly
AACUUGUAUCAUUUCAUCUUUCGUAAUUUUUACGGGUUAUUACCUGCUUGCAUUAACUUAUAACGGAUAUCUACACUCGAAGUCAUUCUUAAUUUGCUCCUUGUAUCUUUUGCUUGUGGGAAUGGCAUCAGCGGCUGGGUAUCUUUCUUCCCUAACAAAAAUUACAAAAGAUCUCGCGCUCACAUCAUCAAAACGCGGAAUUGCAUUGGGUACACCUUUGGGGCUAUUCGGGCUGUCCGCCUUCAUGUUUUCUCAAAAUCAAUUCAUUCCUUUUCAAAUCGGAUGUUUACCACUUUCUCGCAUUUGUCGCUAUAUCUACCGGACUUGCUGUGAACGUGAUCACAACAAAUCCAGCUUCUUAGAUAUAUGUGGUUGGGAUUUGGUUCGAAGCGGUGAUGCGCGUCUAUUAUUUAUUGCCAUUCUAUUCAUAGGAGGAACUGCUCUGAUGUAUAUUAAUAAUGUCGGAAACAUAAUCAAAUCAUUAUACGCGGCCUCAGUCAAUUGCAACCCUCCAUCUAAUGUUGAUCAACAGAUUGAAAUACAUAGAUUGCAAAAUUUCCAUGUGUCCAUUAUCUCCAUAUUUUCUUGUGUUGGACGUCUUACUUCUGGGUUAUUUUCCGAUUUUACAAAAUACGU